AUGAUUGUCCAAAAAACAUGGCCGCAAUACAUCGCGGUGCGUCUGCUAAUCAUCAUGAUGAGGGACUUGGGACUUCUGGGCCUGACAUACUUCUACGUCGUAUUUGCUUUGGGCGGCGUCAAGGCUAUUGCCCAUCCAGUUUCCAUCUUCAUCGAAGUCAUUGCCGCCAUCGAAAUUCUCUUUUACUUGCUCUUCUUCCUACCAUACAAACGGUACCUGCAAACUUACAAGCCGUAUACUCCUGCUCGAAUGAGUCGAUCACAGCGCGCCCGACUGUUCUCCAAGGCCUUGAGUCUCGUCCCAGAUGGCGAGGAAUUCGUUCGCAUGUGGAUGCUCAAUGCACAUAUGGAGGAUAUACGCCGCGAAAACCUCAAAGAUUGGUUACUAUGGGCCUUGUUUGAACAGGACAACACAGCCGGUCGCCCUUCCAAGGAAGUUGAAGCCGAACUCGAAGGGUACAUUGACGAUACCGAAGAAAAGUUUGGGAUCAAAUUACGCCCGGGAAGAGGAAAUGCUGAAGCCCUGAAACUCGCCUUCGACCCUGUAAUCAUCCAACAUCGAAGUUUGCUCUAUUAUAUGCACAAUCUACUUUUGACACCCUUGGACUCGUCGAAGUACCUUCACUGA
This is a messenger RNA of Colletotrichum fioriniae, 627 nucleotides long. The record is from RefSeq and is a predicted model, not a curated record. NCBI's taxonomy places the organism in Eukaryota, Fungi, Ascomycota, Sordariomycetes, Glomerellales, Glomerellaceae.